Molecule: messenger RNA, 680 nt
Organism: Leptinotarsa decemlineata (Colorado potato beetle)
Lineage: Eukaryota; Metazoa; Arthropoda; Insecta; Coleoptera; Chrysomelidae
Product: major facilitator superfamily domain-containing protein 9-like
Biological process (GO): transmembrane transport
Cellular component (GO): nuclear envelope
Molecular function (GO): transmembrane transporter activity
Source: RefSeq, a predicted model, not a curated record
UAUUGAUAACAGUAGAAUUUCAACGGUGUAAUAAUAUUUCACGCAAAAAAACAGAAAGAGAAUAAUAGUAUUCAAACAGUGCGCUCUAUAUUAUUUGUGAUUGUUUUACAGAAGUGAUAGAAUUUAUAAUUUUCUGAUACUCUGAAGUAAAUAUAAUGAAGAUACUCUACAUUUUCUUUAUUUUGGAUAUGAUUAACGGAUCCAUAUUAAUGACACUAUUCACAAAACACGUGCUCUCACUAGGCGGUUCUAAUCUACAUUUAGGAAUGAUUGGAUCUUCUACUGCUUUUCUAGGGUUGAUUUUGAAAUCAGUUUCGGGUCGUUUGAGUGAUACGCGAGGGACUACUAAGGUUCUUCCAUGGUGUUUUUUGAUUUCAGCAGCUGGAAAUAUAGUUUCAGCUUUCAGCCCAUCAUUGUAUGUUUUAUUUGCCGGAAGAUUAUUAUGCACAUUUGGAAUGCCAGUCCAAGCAUUACUCAAUACCAUGUUAACAAAUUUGAAGAAAGAGGCUCAAUCAGCUUUCGUGAAUACGUUGGGAAUAUAUAUGGCUUUGGCUGUAAUCACUGGAUCCUUACUUGGUGGAUUCAUCAGUGAAUUUGGCAACGGAAUCACAUAUACAUAUUUGCUGAUGUCACUCAAUUUAUUGAUCAGCUUUGGUAUGUAUUGAAUUAGAUAAUAAUUA